AUGAGGAUCAUCUCCUGUCAGUCGAGCCUUGUGGCUCUAGUUGUGGUUACACUCACUGUGGUGGGCUGCGCUGAAGCGAAAACUACACAGAAGCCAAAGUAUCAGUACACCAAGAAACCCAUCCCUCAGAUUACUGUGCACAGCCCUGUGACCACCAGCGUGCCCAAGACUCUCAAAGUAGUGCUGAGUGCAAAGCCUGUGGUGCCCACCACAGAAAGGACCACCUACCAAAAUCAUGUCCAUCCACAGUACCUCACAGAGAGCACCGAGCCCCCUGGUGCUGGCCCUGAGAAUUACACUCUAGAUUACAACGAAUGCUACUUCAACUUCUGUGAAUGCUGUCCACCUGAGAGAGGCCCCAGGGGGCCAAAGGGAGGCAUCGGCCUACCAGGGCCACCAGGUGACAAGGGUUUUACCGGAGCAGCUGGUUUACCUGGACCCCCGGGAAUGAGUGGUCCUAUCGGGGUAAGAGGAGACAGGGGAGAUAAAGGUGACAGAGGAAGCAGUGGGAUAGUCGGGCCAUCAGGAAUCCCAGGAAAACCAGGACAAAAAGGUGAUAUUGGCUCAAAAGGUGAAAAAGGUGUAAUAGGGUUCCAAGGUGUCAAAGGUGAAAGUGGGGUGAAAGGGGAACCUGGACAGAAUGGGACAGCUGGUGAAAAAGGAGAACCGGGAAUUGAGGGCCCAGCUGGCCCUUCAGGACUGACUGUUGAGAAUGGUCCUAAAGGAGAGAAGGGGGAUAAGGGGGACUGCGGCACAUAUGGGGAGAGAGGACAGAAAGGUGAUCGAGGGGAUACCGGCUCCCCUGGCAUCCCAGGAGGGAUGGGCAUUCCAGGACUGAAUGGCCAGCACGGUGUCUCAGGUCCUGAAGGCAUCCGAGGGGAACAGGGACCUGUUGGCCCGCAAGGAGAACCAGGGUUUCCGGGCCCUCAGGGACCCCAAGGCAUAAGAGGGCCGCUUGGACCAAAGGCGGACAGAGGCUGGCCUGGGAUGAGAGGUGAUCGGGGCUUUCGUGGAAUCAAAGGAGCAAAGGGAUCAGCAGUACCCACGAAACGCUCAGCCUUCAGUGUAGGUAUCUCUCCAAGAAAGUCCUUCCCUCCGUCUGGCUUCCCGAUCCGCUUCGACAAAAUCUUCUACAACGAAGAGAACCACUUUAAUGUCACUUCCAACAGCUUCACCUGCGUCCAUGCCGGGGUUUACGUCUUCUCUUUCCACAUUACUGUACGCAAUCAGCCCCUGCGAGCCACACUGGUGGUGAACGGGUCCCGGCGGGUAAGGACUCGGGACUCUCUGUACGGUCAAGACAUCGACCAGGCGUCCACUCUGGUGGUGCUGCGGCUGGCGGGGGGGGAUCAGGUGUGGAUGGAGACGUUCAGAGACUGGAAUGGGGCGUAUGCCAGCAGUGAGGAUGACAGCAUCUUCUCUGGAUUCCUGCUGUACCCAGACACACCCUGAUCCUGAGAGUAUCUUCUUCUAGAAUCUACGGGACCAACUUGAUUCCUGCAAAGGAAAAAUACUAGUGGUGCUACACUAUAUUAUUACUCUUGAACUGCUGGAAAGCUGCACUGCACACUAGUAUGAACAUUUAAUGACGGGCAAUAUCAAUAUAAUGUUUAUUAUACCAUCACCUCAAUAUUAUAUUUUUUAUUUUAAGCUGUUACCCUCUAAAGAAAAAGAACGACGUCUUGUUUAUUGCUGGAAUAUUUACUUACAUGUUUUGAAUCUAAUAAGGUUAUUUAGUGCUAAAAGGCAAAAAUCACAUACUAUGGAUCAGCCUAUGACAAAGGUAAAUAAAUGAGAAAGUGCCAAUAUUCAUCAUGGAUGGAAAUCUGGAUUAGGGUUAUCAUAAAUAGAGCACUUAAACAUCUAUAUAACCAAACUAUCUGAUGGUAAAAGACAAAAAAACAAAUCCCAUAUGAUGAUAAUAUUUUCAUUUAUCAAUAUGCAUGUCAAACAAAAAAGCUGUAAUAAAUAUGCCAGCAGAAAGAGAGAGAGUGUGCAGGAGCCAAUUUUUUUUUAAUUCAAAUGUUUCUUGCCACCAAUAUUAUGUAUUCAUGUGUGCAUAUAUGUUUUUCUGUUUAAUGAAACACCUUUACUCUCUUCAGUCACUGCACAGAGUU
Molecule: messenger RNA, 2117 nt
Organism: Trematomus bernacchii (emerald rockcod)
Lineage: Eukaryota; Metazoa; Chordata; Actinopteri; Perciformes; Nototheniidae
Gene: otol1b
Product: otolin 1b
Exons: 4
Coding region: 1-1452 (483 amino acids)
Molecular function (GO): protein binding
Source: RefSeq, a predicted model, not a curated record